AGGUUAAUACGAUUCAACAACGAUGGGCUUCAAAGAAAGCCGGAGGUUCAUCACAUAAUGGACGUGACUCGGCUGGUAAAAGGUUAGGAGUGAAGAAAACUGGUGGCGAAUACGUCAAAGCAGGAAAUAUUAUAGUUCGACAAAGGGGCACGAGAUUUCACCCUGGAAAAGACUUUACGGUACAAGCGUUAGAACCGGGUUAUGUACAAUUUUAUUCGGAUCCAAAAAAACCAAAGAAGAGAUUUGUUGGGAUUGUGUUUAAUCCAGAAGAUAAAUUACCAAGAGCGCCGACUGACCCAAGAUCACGUAGAUUUGGUUUAAUCAAUUUGGUAACUUAUCGUGAUGAAUUGAAGAAAUCUCGUAAACUCGCCAAGACUCUUCGUCAGAAUAUUUCUUAA
Molecule: messenger RNA, 398 nt
Organism: Funneliformis geosporum
Lineage: Eukaryota; Fungi; Glomeromycota; Glomeromycetes; Glomerales; Glomeraceae
Source: the annotation of a GenBank genome assembly